Molecule: messenger RNA, 3181 nt
Organism: Anopheles gambiae (African malaria mosquito)
Lineage: Eukaryota; Metazoa; Arthropoda; Insecta; Diptera; Culicidae
Product: zinc finger protein 723-like
Exons: 6
Coding region: 121-1581 (486 amino acids)
Biological process (GO): regulation of transcription by RNA polymerase II
Cellular component (GO): nucleus
Molecular function (GO): DNA-binding transcription factor activity, RNA polymerase II-specific; zinc ion binding; RNA polymerase II transcription regulatory region sequence-specific DNA binding
Source: RefSeq, a predicted model, not a curated record
AGUGACGUUUCUUCACAGCUGUUGGUGAUUGUUUACAAACAAUUUACCUAGAUGUGGGAGAUAUUUUAGUGAACUGUGGAGCUGUGCUGUCCUUGCUGUAUUAUUCCCUUUUACUGCAUCAUGGUGAAAAUAGAGCUUUGUAUUUCCAACAUCUGUCGGCUUUGUUUGGGCGAAGACGAUACAAUUCCCGCAUCGGACGUUAUGAAUUCUUCCCUUACUACGGAACUCAUAGAAAAGUUCACCGGCAUUCAGAUUGACCCUGCAGGAAAACUGGCAUACGCUAUUUGUUUGCGAUGUAAAGCUAACCUACAGCGUUCGGUUGAAUACCGCGACGCCUGCCUCAACAAUGACAUACUGUUUAGGCAAUUGUUUUUCUCAAAAUCCAAUUAUAGCAACGAUUACACCGAUGAGACCAAAUGUAGCGCCGAAACAUUAGCGUGGGAUUCAGAAGCGAUUGAAUUUAUUAAUCCAGCUACAGAAACCACACCACUUGCUGUAGAGGACGGUGAUCGAUCCUGCUUCGAACAGUCGAUCCCGGAAUUUGAACCAGAACAAGACGAAUGUUCCAAUCCAGAAUCCGUUGCCGUUUGCGAACUGGAAAACACCAAUGAGCCGAAAGAAUCUCCCCAAAAACCGGGCCAUAAGCGGGCAAAACAGAAACAGCUGUGUGUGUUAUGCGGCAAAACAGUCACCUACUUAGCACGACAUCUCAAUAGCCACACCAAGAACAGUACCUACAGUUGUCCCCAUUGCUCCCAGACGCUUACGGACCAUUCCAACCUAAUGCGUCAUAUACGAGCGGUGCAUCAGAAAAAAGUAAUCAUGUUCUGCACACCGUGUGACCGGGGUUUUACGAGUAAAAAUUCGUAUGAUGCUCAUAUGCGUGCGCAGCAUAGCGUAGGAGAGCCUUUGGAAUAUGAAGCAAAGGAAAAGAGGAAUGUGUCAAGCAAAAUUCAAAACGAAGGAACUGGUUCGACCAAAUUCAAAAAACAGCUAUGCGUCACUUGUGGCAAACUGGUGUGCAAUCCGUCGCACCACGUUCGUAUUCAUACGAACGAGCCAACACUGUACGCUUGUCCGCAUUGUCCCACAAAAAUGAGAAAUCAGUCGAAUCUCGCACGCCAUAUACAAGCGGUACACUUGAAGAAAAUUGUAAAAUCCUGCGAACCGUGCGGGAGGGGUUUUGCUCACAUCAACUCGUACAAUGCGCACAUGCGAUCACGCCACGGCAUGGGUGAACCGUACAAGUGUGAAAUAUGCUCGAAAACGUUCAGGCAACCUAGCGGCUAUAAAAAGCACCUAUCCUCCACCCACACUAGCGAACGGAACUUUCCAUGCGCGAUCUGUGGUAAACCGUUCAAGGAUAAGCAAGCGUUGAAGCUACACAAAAGUGUACAUUCCACCGAUCGGCCGUACAGUUGCGCGAUGUGCCCGAAGCAAUUCAAAAGUUUAAAUGCCAGAAGGACACACGAGCUGACCCAUGUCGGGGUCGUGUUUCCGUGCCUGUUGUGUGAUAAAUCCUAUCAGUACAAAUCUCUGCUUAAUGCACAUGUAAAGAAACAUCAUUCCGAAGCCUCUUGAGAGCAGAAACAACGUAGAACUUUUGUGAAAGGUUUUGAAAUAAACGAAAGAACAUUUGAAUUCUUUACUAACCACCCUGUAAAUAAUUAACUGUCACAGCAAGCUUUGAGUGACGUUUCUUCACAGCUGUUGGUGAUUGUUUACAAACAAUUUACCUAGAUGUGGGAGAUAUUUUAGUGAACUGUGGAGCUGUGCUGUCCUUGCUGUAUUAUUCCCUUUUACUGCAUCAUGGUGAAAAUAGAGCUUUGUAUUUCCAACAUCUGUCGGCUUUGUUUGGGCGAAGACGAUACAAUUCCCGCAUCGGACGUUAUGAAUUCUUCCCUUACUACGGAACUCAUAGAAAAGUUCACCGGCAUUCAGAUUGACCCUGCAGGAAAACUGGCAUACGCUAUUUGUUUGCGAUGUAAAGAUAACCUACAGCGUUCGGUUGAAUACCGUGACGCCUGCCUCAACAAUGACAUACUGUUUAGGCAAUUGUUUUUCUCAAAAUCCAAUUAUAGCAACGAUCACACCGAUGAGACCAAAUGCAGCGCCGAAACAAUAGCGUGGGAUUCUGAUGCGAUUGAAUUUAUUAAUCCAGCUACAGAAACCACACCACUUGCUGCAGAGGACGGUGAUCGAUCAUCCUUCGAACAGUCGAUCCCGGAAUUUGAACCAGAACAAGACGAAUGUUCCAAUCCAGAAUCUGUUGCCGUUUGCGAACUGGAAAACACCAAUGAGCCGAAAGAAUCUCCCCAAAAACCGGGCCGUAAGCGGACAAAACAGAAACAGCUGUGUGUGUUAUGCGGCAAAACAGUCACCUACUUAGCACGACAUCUCAAUAGCCACACCAAGAACAGUACCUACAGUUGUCCCCAUUGCUCCCAGACGCUUACGGACCAUUCCAACCUAAUGCGUCAUAUACGAGCGGUGCAUCAGAAAAAAGUAAUCAUGUUCUGCACACCGUGUGACAGGGGAUUUACGAGUAAAAAUUCGUAUGAUGCUCAUAUGGUAGGUCGGGGACGUAGAGUUGUUGCUUUGUAAUCGUCAUUUUUUUAAAUUGAAUUUUGAACUGUUCUUUAGCGUGCGCAGCAUAGCGUAGGAGAGCCUUUGGAGUGUGAAAUUUGCUCGAAAACGUUCAAACAACUGAGCGGCUACAGGAAGCACAUUACUCUAUUUCACAAAAACGAACGGAACUUUGGCUGUACGGUUUGUGGAAAGCUGUUUAAAAGCAGGUCGGUAGGCACCUACGUUUGCUUUCCUUCAAUCCCGCUAAUCCAUUUUCUUUUACAAACAGACAAGCACUUCAGCACCAUGGCACGGUACACUCGUCGAGCCGGCCCUACGCGUGCGGAAUCUGUUCGAAACGAUUUAAAAGUCAAUUUGCCCGAUCUACCCACGAACUAGCACACAGUGGGAACAUUUUCCCGUGCUCGGUUUGCGAUAAAUCGUAUCGCUACAAGUCACUGCUUAGCCAGCACGUCAAAAAAGUACAUCCUGAGAAUUGUUAAAUCAUUUUCAUUAUUGUUUGUCUUUUACAUUCAACAUAAAUCGAACUGUAAUUGCGCAUUGCAGAGGAUUUUCUUUGAAAUUUAAAAAAUAAAUAAUGGAAUUAAAACCA